Messenger RNA from Abrus precatorius (Indian licorice), 1880 nucleotides. Its product is annotated as AP-2 complex subunit mu. Gene Ontology annotation, cellular component: cytoplasmic vesicle; clathrin adaptor complex. Lineage: Eukaryota; Viridiplantae; Streptophyta; Magnoliopsida; Fabales; Fabaceae. Gene Ontology annotation, biological process: intracellular protein transport; endocytosis. Bases 207 to 1523 code for a protein of 438 amino acids. The transcript has 13 exons. The record is from RefSeq and is a predicted model, not a curated record.
AUGCUGGUGUGCCAAAAACGCUGACAAGUAACGGAGUCGUCUCCUCAUUUUGUAGUGCUUGUUCUUCUCUGCACUCCGUCGACGACGUUUAGUUGCUCCUCCUCCUCCGAGCCACAGAUCUGCGGCGGAGCCACCUUGUCUGAUUGUUCUUCUUCUUCUGGAAGCUCUUCCUCGGGAAAUUAGGAAGUCGAUACGCCGGAUCGGAGAUGCCGGUGGCUGCUUCCGCUAUAUACUUCUUAAACCUCCGCGGGGACGUUCUCAUCAAUCGCCUCUAUCGAGACGAUGUUGGGGGAAAUAUGGUUGAUGCUUUUCGGACGCAUAUAAUGCAAACAAAAGAACUUGGUACCUGUCCUGUGAGGCAGAUUGGUGGCUGCUCUUUCUUUUACAUGAGGAUCAGUAAUGUCUACAUUGUGAUUGUUGUCAGCAGCAAUGCUAAUGUAGCUUGCGCCUUCAAGUUUGUUGUUGAGGCUGUUGCGCUAUUCAAAUCAUAUUUUGGUGGUGCCUUUGAUGAGGAUGCAAUUCGCAAUAAUUUUGUACUCAUUUAUGAGCUACUAGAUGAAAUCAUGGACUUUGGUUAUCCUCAAAAUCUUUCACCCGAGAUCUUGAAGCUUUACAUCACUCAGGAAGGAGUGCGUUCCCCAUUUUCAUCCAAGCCCUCAGAUAGACCUGUUCCAAAUGCAACUUUACAAGUUACUGGUGCUGUUGGUUGGCGGAGGGAAGGCCUUGUGUACAAAAAGAAUGAAGUCUUCCUGGACAUUGUGGAGAGUGUGAAUCUUCUUAUGUCUUCAAAAGGUGUUGUUCUGCGCUGUGAUGUGACCGGGAAGAUUCUUAUGAAGUGCUUUCUUUCGGGAAUGCCUGAUUUGAAGCUGGGUUUGAAUGACAAGAUUGGCCUUGAGAAAGAGUCACAACUUAAAUCUCGUCCUACUAAAAGUGGUAAAACUAUUGAGCUUGACGAUGUCACAUUCCAUCAAUGUGUAAAUUUGACAAGGUUCAACUCAGAGAAGACAGUUAGUUUUGUGCCACCUGAUGGUGAAUUUGAACUAAUGAAAUAUCGUAUCACUGAGGGUGUUAAUCUUCCCUUCAAAGUGUUGCCAACUAUCAAGGAACUUGGUCGAACAAGGAUGGAAGUAAAUGUGAAGGUAAAAAGUGUCUUUGGUGCAAAGAUGUUUGCUCUAGGGGUGGUUGUCAAAAUUCCUGUGCCAAAACAAACAGCAAAAACAAGUUUCACAGUCACAUCUGGCCGAGCAAAAUAUAAUGCAGCUAUUGAUUGUUUGGUUUGGAAAAUAAGAAAAUUUCCUGGGCAAACCGAGCCAACCUUAAGUGCAGAAGUUGAACUUAUUUCUACAAUGACAGAAAAGAAAUCUUGGACUAGACCGCCAAUUCAGAUGGAGUUUCAGGUUCCCAUGUUCACGGCAUCUGGUUUACGAGUCCGUUUUCUCAAGGUGUGGGAGAAGAGUGGAUACAACACUGUUGAGUGGGUUCGUUAUAUUACAAAAGCAGGAUCUUACGAGAUAAGGUGUUAGACAUAUCGGAAUUGUUGGUUUCAAGCGUCACGAUUAGUGGGUGGAGAUUGAAGCUAUAUCCUAAAUAAUUUUAAAGCUGCAGUUCUAUCUAGUUAUCCAAUCAUAGCAGAGUUUCUUGUUAAGGUUGAGGCGUCCCUCAUCAUAUAGUGUGCUGUCAAAAUGAUUAUACGUGUGAAAAAUCUCUUGAAUUUUUUUUAUUCCGGGGCCAGCUUGUUAAUGGAAACUUAAAUUGAUUCCAUCUCCCUUGUACACUUUGUAUUUUAUUGAUAAUGUUUGAGUGAUGCAUUUUGUAAUUCUUUGUCAUUGUCAAACUUCAUGUUGGCGUUCAUUUUAUACAGAAACUAUUUUUUUUUCUGG